AUGACUGAUUACCAUUGCCGGCCUGAGGAAGUUGGCUCAAUUAUUUUUUUUCGACCUGGACAUUACUGGAUUUUUGGUUGGCUUCAACUUCUGCCAGUAAUUUCGUGUCAAGAUGCUUCUGACACCAUUCGGGCGGAUUCAGAAGCCUCGAGCUCCGCAGUUAUGUCUAUUCCGUCUUCAGAUCAAGGUCUGGCAAACACGAACGAUUGCACAUUUGCAAAUUUACCAGAUGAAGGCAGCAUUAUUUAUUCAGCACGUGGUAUCUACGUGCAUGUGCAAAGCAUGCCAACUGAUGCUAUUUUGAUGCCACCUUAG
Molecule: messenger RNA, 315 nt
Organism: Protopolystoma xenopodis
Lineage: Eukaryota; Metazoa; Platyhelminthes; Monogenea; Polystomatidea; Polystomatidae
Source: the annotation of a GenBank genome assembly